Messenger RNA from Eremomyces bilateralis CBS 781.70, 367 nucleotides. RefSeq lists its product as uncharacterized. NCBI's taxonomy places the organism in Eukaryota, Fungi, Ascomycota, Dothideomycetes, Eremomycetales, Eremomycetaceae. The transcript has a single exon. The annotation marks the transcript as partial. The record is from RefSeq and is a predicted model, not a curated record.
UGAGGAUAGGGUUCGAAGCACGAUAUGUUUCUCUCACUGAUCCUAUAUAUACUGGCCUCCGGCCUUGGGGAAACUGGCAAGGAGCCUAGACGCAUGGGCAAUGAGAUCUUAUGCUUUUGCGCGGUGCUCGAAAUCCUCGGCGACACGCUCGAGCAAGUCGAAUCUUUGUCGUUCUAUCUUCGACGCUCGGUCGCGACGCAAGAUACUGCUAACUGAUGCUUGGAUAUGUUAGAUGAGAAGUUGAAUGCGGUCGAUGCGAUUCAGGAAGAGGCAAACUACAAAAUCGAUCCCCUGAUACUGUUCAAUCUCGGAUCGCAGAUCAAACAGAUAUUCCAAGAGCCGAGAAUUCAAUACCUCAGAAGAGCAA